UACCACAAGUCGAGGCCGGGGGAAACCGAUCAGAUUCGGUUUUUUUAGUGACUACUCGGACGGAGUUGGCGCGGCGCGCGGCAGUGUUCUAGCAAAGAGAACCAUCAGAACAACCUCGCCUAUACCACCGCACUCCCAGCUGUACCGCCCCUCCGUAUGCCCCCGCCGACCGCCGGCGGGAUCAACGAGCCACAAGAGUGUCCGUACUGCCGCCGGACAUUCUCUUGUUACUAUUCCCUGAAGCGACACUUCCAAGACAAGCACGAGCAGUCCGACACCCUGUACGUGUGCGAGUUCUGCCACCGAAGGUACCGGACUAAGAACUCCCUGACGACGCACAAGAGUCUGCAGCACCGCGGCUCCAGCGGCAUGCUGAAGCGCCUGCUGAAGACCUCGGCGCUGCAGAGCGCGCUCGCGCCCUCCCCGCACCACCUGUUCGACUUGGGCGCCAGCGACCACGCGCCCCAGCUACCCCCUGGCCUUCAAUGACCACAAACCAUGGCUUAAAUCGGUGGCUACUUCACCCUCGCACGACUGCGCUCGGGCCCACCCGCUCGCAUUCGGCGCGAGGUACAAUGGACGCGGAUACGAAAGGGAUAGCAUCAUGUGCAAUAUAACGGACAAUGCCAAAACAAUGCAGGACUUUGCCGCAUUAUUAAUUAAUCGUAUUAUAAUUAGUUAAAUAUUGACGUUAGUUUUAAAAUUACAUGAACAGUAUUGUCGCGCGGGCGCCUCAAGAUGUGGGCGCCCUUGCUUAAUGAAAGGCGAAGGGUGCCCGCAUCGCGGGGCCUCGCUUAGUGUACGCUUCGACGAUCGAACUUCGCUUUGUGACAUUAUAAUGUAACAGUACUAAAGUUACUGGCAUUUUCUAGUGAAAAUGUUCAAACAGUGUUCAAAAUGACAAUGUAAUCCAGAGCAAUACUAAAGUAUUAAUAUUUCUAGUACUGCCAAAAUUAUGCCAACCGUAUUGUAAAAGAAGAACGUUUUUUUUAAAUCACUUUUCGAUUAAUGUUUAGUGUCAAAUUAGAAUCGCUAACUGUACAAAAAAGAACGUACAAAUUUUAAACCGUAAUUUUUAAAAUGCAAAGAAAAUAUUUUUUAAAGCGACUUUUUCGGAACGCCAAAAUCUAAAUUUAAAAAAUACAGAUUAUAUAGUAAUUAAUUAACCAAAAAAAUUAGAUUAAAAAUGUUGAUGUUGAGUAAAAAACAAAGACUUCUUAGAAUCUGAUUUCGAAAGUACAAAAUUAAUGUCUAAUUGAAACAUAUGUGUAAUCUAUGUGCGUUUGGCUUCAAUUCUAAUGGUAUCAUCAAGUAGCCGUGCCUUCGUUCUUCUUCAUGCCAUUAAGUAUUGGUGAAGGUUUCGAGGAGCGCGGCGUGGACUGUGUGGCGUGGCGAGGGCAGUUGGCGGACGAGCCGCCGCCGAGACUUACAGGGUUGCGAGGCACGCACGCCGCGAGAGGGUCUUCGAAAAGGUUCGGUUCGACGAUCGUAUACGUGUGCAUGAUUGCAAAUCAUGAUGUAAAAGUAAAGCGUUUCUUCUGUAAUAAAUUACGUAGUUUUAGGUAUUAAUAGAAUUAUAUUUAAUCUGUAUCCAAUUUCGGAUUUCUCUCUAUGAGUGUAUAGUGGUUCUUAUUUAAAUGUCGACCAACGUAGCGGACGUCACGUUAUUGAAAAUUUAUUAGAUUAUUAUUAUUAUAUUAUUCUCAAAAAUCUUAGGAUAACCAUAAGAUGGCUGCAGAUUGUAAAAAAAAUAUUUUAUUUACUUAUUUAAUGAUAUUAUAGGAAAUUGCUUAGGAACCGUUUCGUCUGAAAUUAAAACAUAUCUGCUCAGGGUGUACAUUGGCGAACGAUAACUAAACCUAUCAGGAACUACAGGCGAAUUCCCAACAUAUCACAAAAUAAUAUGUACGAAGACACCUCAAGGAAAAUAUAUAACACCGUGAUAUUUCACAAGCCAAAGAAAGGGGAUAUAAAUAUGCCAAUAUGCAUUUAUUUCCAGUAGAAUAAAACAUUCUGAAAAAUCUAAAGAAAAAUUAAAAAUAAAAUUAGGUAUCGUGCCAUAUCCAAAUUAUUGUUAAUCAGUAUCUUCUUCCGUGAUUAUACCUAUGAAUUUAAAAGCCGACAUAUCAGUCACUGAAAGUGAAUCGUCAGUAAAGAUCAGAUCAUCAAUUUUCAAUCAAUGCACAAUUUCAUCUUCGUCAGUCGAGGAUUUUGCAUUUAUUUUUCCAAUUAUAGUAUAACUUGAGUUAAGAAUUUUAAUUUUAGAUUUUGUAUUUUAUUUCCUUUUUCGGAAUGUUACAUAUUCGUACUUUGUGAUAUGACUAUAUUUAAUGGAAUGUUAUUUGGUAUUUAUCCAAAUACUUAGUUAUACAUUUAAUUUUCGUAAUUUGAACCUCAGCUUAGAUAUUAAACAAAAGAAAGCAGGGUUCACCCGUUUCAGAAAUAAUCAUUUUCUAAUUUUUUGAGGUCAUCCCCAGCUUACAACACAUAUACCUCCUUUUUCGUAAUACCUCAAGUAUAUUAUUUUGUUUUUAAUUUUUAUUUCAAUGUUACAGAUACUGGCUGUAUAGGAGAGUAAUUUCGUUUUAAACGCGUUCAGUUCGGUUCGUUCGGACAAGAAUCAUUAGCCGAAGCUUAGAUGAGACAACAAGCGGGUAGUUUGAAUUGUAAAUACUUAUAAGUUAGAAAUUACAUCGUAAAUCGUGGCAUCAUUUGGGAAUAGAAGCCUCGUGAUAUUAUUAACUAAAUGGUAAAAUAGAUAAAAUCAUUAACGGAAAGGAUUUUUAUAUAUUAUUCUACUAAUGGAUUUAUUGAUAGUGAAACUUAGACGUAGUCUUUCCAUAACGUUUAGUGUUUGUGUUUGUUGUUUUCGCUGUGCAAUUAUUUCUUAUCGGUUUGGCUGUUUGUAAACUAGGUUGUUGACGUCGUUAUUUUUUUUUUGUAGUUUCCCACCUAUUUGGAAUUCUUAAUUCGAAAUUUUGAUCUCAGUUGACAGCUGCGUACUACAUCAAUUUCGGAGACAGCCGUUUGUGAUUGUUAUUAGGUCUUAAAUGUGAAUUUGCGUUAAGUUUGGAUAUGUGUCGGCAAAAAACGGGACCGCAGCUAUGAAAUUCAAAACCAGAACGAAAUCUAUUUAAAAAAAACAGCGAAACGAUAAAAACGUUUGAUAUUUUGCAAUGUAUACCAAAAUACUGCAUUUUUAUGUAUAGUAAGUCGAUAAGUGAGAAACUUUUGUAAUA
This is a messenger RNA of Cydia fagiglandana, 3239 nucleotides long. RefSeq names its product broad-complex core protein-like. The transcript has 2 exons. NCBI's taxonomy places the organism in Eukaryota, Metazoa, Arthropoda, Insecta, Lepidoptera, Tortricidae. The coding region runs from base 157 to 489 and encodes 110 amino acids. The record is from RefSeq and is a predicted model, not a curated record.